This is a messenger RNA of Sorex araneus (European shrew), 3273 nucleotides long. RefSeq names its product phosphatidylinositol glycan anchor biosynthesis class L (gene PIGL). Gene Ontology annotation, molecular function: N-acetylglucosaminylphosphatidylinositol deacetylase activity. The coding region runs from base 735 to 1658 and encodes 307 amino acids. NCBI's taxonomy places the organism in Eukaryota, Metazoa, Chordata, Mammalia, Eulipotyphla, Soricidae. The record is from RefSeq and is a predicted model, not a curated record. The transcript is spliced from 6 exons. Gene Ontology annotation, biological process: GPI anchor biosynthetic process. Gene Ontology annotation, cellular component: endoplasmic reticulum.
CGCGGGCCGGAGCCAGCGCGCCGCCAUCGCGCCCGCAGCGCGGCGCCCCGCCAGCUGCCCGCCGCCCGCCGCCGGGCUCGGGCUCGGGCUCCCGGGCCGGGCUCCGUGGCACCGGCUGAGCAGGUCUGUCCGUGCGCCCGGCCCCUCAUCGACUGUCACUCGGCAGGGGCGCCUGCGACCGCCUGCCUCCGCCGUGCUCUUCUCCUGCAAUGGGCGCCUGAAUCCUCGUAACCGUAAAAACGGGUCCUUUUCCUUUAGAGACGCUAGAGCUCCAGGUCCCAACUCUUAGAGGGUAAACAGAGCCACUGUAUCAUCUGUGUGUGGGGCGGGCUGGCCGUCAAAAGGACGGAAAAGUCCGGUUUCUAAGAAAUGGGUUCCUGGCUAGGAGGGCGCCUAGCUAGAUGUGAAGACUCCUUUCGAAACGCGUCUUUGGGCUCCUUCGUACUGUGGGGGGUCAGGCUGGGGAACGGGGCGGCCAAGGUCCGGCUGGGACGCGAGCAGGCACGAGGCUCCUAGGACGCGGCACUACGGGGGACAGUUCGGCCGCGACGUGCAGGAAGCCGUCUGGAAGCCCAGGACGGACGCCGGCCGCGCCGGGGCCGGGGACGAGGCCGGGGCGGCGGGGUGGCGGGAGCGACCGCCUAGCGGAACGCAGUUUCCGCCGGCGCCGCUUUCCCUCCGGAGCCGGGUCCGAGCACCUUCCCGGCGCGCAGGCGCAGACGCUCCGGGGGCGCAUGGCCGUGCUGGAGCUUCUGGCUGGGGCGGCGGUGGCGGCCGCGGCCGUGGCGUGGGGCUUGUUCUGGGUGUGGGGCUCCUCAGAGCGAACCCGGAGUCGGGAGCAGGCGGGCCUGCGGGGAGGCGGCCGCCGGGCCCUGCUGGUAAUCGCACACCCCGACGACGAAGCCAUGUUCUUCGCUCCCACGGUGUUGGGCUUGGGUCGCGGGGGCCACCGGCUGUCCCUACUCUGCUUCUCCACAGGAAAUUACUACAAUCAAGGGAAGAUUCGUAAGAAAGAACUUAUGCAGAGCUGUGAGGUUUUGGGGAUUCCACCCUCCGGUGUGAUGAUUAUUGACAACAGGGACUUCCCAGAUGACCCAGGUGUCCAUUGGGAUACAGAGAGUGUGGCCAGUGUCCUCCUCCAGCAUAUCCAAGUGAAUGGCAUCAGCCUGGUGGUGACUUUUGAUGCAAGGGGAGUGAGCGGCCACAACAAUCACAUCGCUCUGUAUACAGCUGUGAGGGUGCUCUGCACUCACACUGCAGUCGGUGAACAUGGUGCGCAAGUACAUCUCCUUUCUAGACCUGCCUUUUUCCCUGCGCCAGACCCAGGAUGUCCUCUUCGUGCUCACCAGCGAAGAAGUGGCACGUGCCAAGAGAGCCAUGUCCUGCCACCGCAGUCAGCUGCUCUGGUUCCGCCACCUCUAUGUUCUCUUCUCCCGGUACAUGAGAAUCAACUCUCUGCACUUCCUCUGAAGCCUGGAGACUAUCCUAGUCCAGGAAUCAAGGAGAACAGGACCAGGAAGUCCAGAGUCUGGUCUGGAGCCAGCUCAUCUCCGGAGCCAAAGAGCCCCCAACAGGGUGACCUCGAAGCUCUGCUCAUGGUGGGUGGCCUUCAUGCUGCCAGACACCAGCUUCUUCACAGUAACCACCAAAGAAACUGAGCUGAGAAUAAUAACUACCCGCAAGUUCUUGUGAGAAACUGUUCGCAUAAUCACACAACGAUGUCAAACACCUAGCACAGAGCCUGCUCUUAUUAAAAAUGAGUGUAAGACUUUUUCCCCCCUUGAAUGGUGGUAAUAGUGGCAACUUAUGAGAUUGUGAUGAUAAUUCAAAUAGAUGUAUAUUUGAAUUUUUGAGCACUAGAUAUAAGGAUAAUGAAGAAAAAGGUAUGGAUUCUAUCCAUCUCUUGUUUUUAAAGGUAACAUUUUUUGUUUAUUGAUCCAUAUUUAUCAUAUUAACGACAUUUUGACAAUAUAUAAAAGUCUUCGAAUUAUGACAUGAAGGAAAUAAGUAUGCAUGGAGUAUAAUAUUUAUAGAUAUAUCUGGAGAAAGUACAUUUUAUCUUCAUACCAGGUUCCUUCCCAUUAUUAGAUUUUAUAAUAUUUUUAUAGUUUCUUAUAAAAUAGUUUCUUAAAUUUUUAUAUGUUUAGAGUAAUUUAACUUAACUUUAAAUAAAGCCACAAUUAGCAUAUAUAACAUAAUAUACUAAUUAAGGUAAAUGGUGAUUUGUUCUAAUUAUCUUUCAUUAAGAUACUCAGCACUUGAAGGGAAAAAUAUAUGCAUUGCACCUGUAUGUGUUAAAAGUAUAUAUAGAAGGGAUGAAAUGAUGUAAUUUAGAUCUUGUGAAAUAAAGAUAAAUUUUAAGUGUAAAAAAAAAAAAUGAGUGUAAGAGUGCUCAGAAACCACUUCAGAUGCAAUAAUGAAAUAUUUUUACACUAUUGCCAGAGCGGGCUGUUUCAUUAGUUCAACCAUAACCACCUUCAUUUAUCUUCGUAGUCUCUCACACUUGGAUUUGGAGGACACCUGGCUGAGGAGCUUAAGUGCUGGCCAUAUGCUAGACACUGUUUUUUGGGAGGAAGUUGGGAGGUUGCAGAGGGUGUCAGGUUCUGAAUCAGGAUCUCACAUAUGUGAGAGAUCUGCUCUACGACUGAAGUGCAGCCCUGGCCUGCUCUGAGAACUUUCUUAGAGACUUCAUUAUUGCAUCUGAAGUGGUUUCUGAGCACUCUUACACUCAUUUUUAGUAAGAGCAGGCUCUGUGCUAGGUGUUUGACAUCCUUGUGUGAUUAUGUGAACAGUUUCCCACAAGAACUUGCAGGUAGUUAUUAUUUCAUGUAGAUUUACCUCAAAGGACUCACAGUCCAAUAUCUCAGCUCUCCCUCCUUUGGGCGAAGCUAAAAGUAGGGAAAGAAGUAAGAAUCAUUUUAUCCUGAAAACACUCGAGUCAGACGUCUUAAAAUUAACACCCGAGGACCCUCUGCUCCUAAAGACUGUGAUCCGAGAGGUCUUCUAACCCAUUUUGGCACCCAGAGCAGCUUCUUACAGAAAUGCAUCUAGACUGUGAACUGAGCUAAAAUAUCAGAAAUCCAAAUUUCUGACAGUGGCUGCACGAGCUCAUAGAGUCUUCAUUCCCAGCAAUGAAAACAGUUAUUAAAUGAUGCCUUUUCAGCAGGCCUGAUUGUUGGGGGGAAAUUCCAAACAAUAAUAGUGAGUUCUCUAUUGAAAUGUUGAAUGUAUUGAAAGUAUAGAGAGAAUAAAGUGAAGAUCAUUAGCUACUUA